This is a messenger RNA of Angiostrongylus costaricensis, 984 nucleotides long. Lineage: Eukaryota; Metazoa; Nematoda; Chromadorea; Rhabditida; Metastrongylidae. The record is from the annotation of a GenBank genome assembly.
AACCGAACACAUGGCGUAUCGUGUGCUGCUUGUAUGCCUACUGUGGGUGCGGUGACGUCGUCGUGGGCGUCGUUGAAGCAACAUGGGCUGUUCAUGUCCGCUUUGACCACGUUCGGGCAGUUGAGUGCUGUGUUCGCGAUGCCUGUGGCAGGAGAGCUGUGCUCUUCAUCACUCGGCUGGGAGGCGGUAUUCUAUGUUCAUGCAGUCGUCACAUUCACCUCGUUUGUUGGGUGGUUCUUCCUCUACACCAAUAACCCUGAGAAUCAUCCGCUUGUUUCAAAACACGAACUUGCCGUCAUCAACAGCGGAAAGUCGAUAGAAAACUCGAAAAGCACCAUACCGUAUCUGGAAAUUCUGACGACACCAAGUGUGUGGGGAGUUUGGAUUGGUGCACUAGGAGAUCUGAUUGCAGUGCAGCUAAUCCAUACAUUCUCACCACUUUAUAUCCGGGAAGUGCUACAGUACUCUGUAGAGCACACAGGAUUCGCUGCCGCUCUUCCAGUUCUUUUUCAGUUCUUCGUCAAGGUAUUCGCGGGUCACAGCAGCGAUCAGAUUCGUCGAGUUUCCGAAACGACAAAAAUCCGAUUCUUCAACUCGAUUGCAUUGGGAGUCAGUGCCAUCUUCCUAUGCGGGUUGGCAUUUGUCCGUCAAGGUGAUGGCGUUCUUGGGAUCGUGCUGAUCACGCUUGCUACGGCCAUGUUCGGUUUUAACGGUGGAGGUUUCAAUAAGUGCUACCUAACGUCGCAAAGUCAAACGUCCUGCAUGUCAACCAUUAAUGCAACUACAAUAAUGCUGAGAUAUUUGCAAAACUCCUCACCGCAGGAAUGGCGGUUAGUGUACUUGGCACAUGCGGCCGUGCUCGUUCUUUCGAACGCGGUGUUCUGUCUACUAGCCACCGCCAAGCCGGCACCGUGGACUGAUCCGUCGAUCACGAAUCCGUCAGCGCGAAACACACCGAUGAUCGCUCGUAGGCUGAAGGUCUAA